AUGUCGUCUACCCAAAGGGCUUUGCUCAUCGCAGCCCCCUUUGAGGGCUUGAACGGAACUCUCUAUGAUGCUGAGAGUAUCCUUCGGGUGCUGGAAAGCAAAGGAUUCGACGCCGUCACCUGCUUUGGGGAGAAUGCGACCCGAAGCGGCAUCUUCGAAGCGUGGGAGCGUCUGAUCUCUGAAACUCAGGAGGAUGAUGCGGUGGUGCUCUACUAUUCCGGACACGGCGGGCUGGUGCAAUCGCCCCAAGGCGACAAGUCCGCGGAGGCGGUCGAUAUCACCACACCUUGGAGAUACCAGUUCCUCGUACCGGUGGACUACGAUCAGUCGACAGAGAACGACUUUCGGGGGAUCUUAGACGUCGAGAUUUCGCACAUGCUCCGGCAAUUGACCGAGAGAACCCGCAACGUCACUGUCAUUCUGGAUUGUUGUCAUUCCGGGCGGAUGUUCCGUGCCCCUAUGAUGGAUACCCAGGCGCGCCAGAAAAGUCUCAAGGAUGUUCAGUUCCACCAGGUGGCGCAGCAUAUCACCGCUAUGCAGGGACAGGGCCAGCUUGAAGGACAGAGUUUCUUGACGGGUAAUCCUCACGCCGUCCGAAUCGUGGCGACCGCUCCGUCCGAAUCGGCAUGGGAAUACAUGAACCCGCGGGGCGAGUGGUGUGGCACGUAUACGGAGGCCCUGGUCAAAGUUAUUGAUGACUGCUGGGGUCACGAAAUGUCCUGGAAGACCAUCUUUCUGCGCGUACGACAGCUCGUUAAUAACCGUUUCCCGGGCCAACAUCCUCAGGUAGAAGGUCCGGAGACUCGCGUUCCGUUCUCUCUUCGACAGGCACCGUCUUGCGUCCUGCAGAUCAAGAUUGUCAACGGUCAGCCGAUCAUUCAGGGAGGAAGUGUGCUGGGGGUUCGAACGGGGAACACGUACACUAUUGUUCCUUUGAGUAUGAACGACCAGAAGGUAUCCGGGGACGACUUUCCCGAAGCCACGGUGACAAACGUUGCCGCAUUCAAGGCGAAAGUUAAGCUGUCAUCGAUGCCCUCCUGGUUAUCGCUCAGUAACGUUGGUGCGCUGGCGGUGUUGAAGCGAGAGGCCAUUGAUAAGCAUCCGAUCGAAGUCCCCGAGUCGCUAUCCUUUUUACGACAGCAAGUCGAAGAGUCCACUUUACUUCGAUGCCACACCGCGGAUGAAAGUGACCCGCCGCUUCUCGAAUUUUGCCAGGAGGAUGACUCGUUCGUGCUUCUGAACCAGCAAGGCGUGGAGCUUGGAUCGAGCCCACUGAACGAAGAGGAGAACUCACGUCGGGGCAAGAACCUCAUCAUCACGGCCGAAAGACUUGUCCGCGCUCAGCGCGUGCUGUCCUUGAAGUGCGAAAAACCAGCUGACAAACUUGAUCAUAUGCUGUAUCACGAAAUCGGGGUCGUCGAGGAUGAGGAGCCAACUCGGUCGUCGCAGCUCGGUGGGGAGGACUACCAUGUUUUGGAAAAAGAGUCAGUCUACAUAAAAUUGCACAACAGGGGCAGGGACACUGUUUACGUAUCUGUGUUUGACAUCAACGUUACCGGAGAAAUUUCCUUUAUCACUCAAACCAAUCCGGAGGGCAUCGAGCUACCGGAGCAACGAUCCACUAUCCUGGGCAGUGACGACUUUGGAGAGCUCGAGGGAUUAGCGAUCACAUGGCCCAAGGAUGUCUCUAAGAAGCUCCCGAUUGACGAGCAGUUCUUGCUAAUCAUCACCAAUACACCGAUGGAUGUCCGGUAUCUCGCCGACUCCGUGAACAUUGAGCAUGCGACCGGCCGAGAUGCAGCAAGAGCGAUCAGCACGGCCAAGAUUCAAUAUGACGUAGUGCAUCUCAAGUUCAAGCUGCACCCAGCGGAACAAAAGGACGAGGUACACAAGAUGAACGAGGCCCAGCAGGAACACGGUUUUCCAUCCUCCUGCAUAACCUGCGGCGAGGAGCCGAUUCGCGCCGCGAGCCUACUAGACGUCGAGCACGUCCCGGGGUGGAAUGAGCUGCCGUUCACUCCGCCAACCACAAUGGCGAAGGGUUUGCUUGGUGCAAUUGUUAGAACCGCCCAACGUAUCCCGCCAUGUGUCUGGGUGAUCAACAAACACAGCGAAGAAAUCACCGUGACCAUCUCGAAGUAUCGUCCCAAUCGACUCCUCACCGGUGUGGGUCUGAAUGCCUCUGCGACCGGGGUCGGACUGGACUUCAGCUCUUCAACCUGGGUCGGUCCGGCGACCAAGAAGACCCUCUCUCCUCAAGCCAGUGGAAAAGGGCAGUGCAUGGCCGUUUUCCCUCUCUGGACUCGCAAAGAGGGCUUUGGAGUGAUCAGUGUUUUCCGGGGUCCUCAGAAGGAAUUGUUCAUUGAGAACGACCGCGUGCCGUUGGGAGCCACCAUUUACUUUAAUGGCGACGCAAACUUCGAGAUCGUGGAGUACGGGCGCAGUGAUAGAGGCGGACGGGAUUCGGGCAUUGGCUUGAUCAUUUGA
This is a messenger RNA of Aspergillus affinis, 2487 nucleotides long. Its product is annotated as caspase family protein. The transcript has 3 exons. Bases 1 to 2487 code for a protein of 828 amino acids. Gene Ontology annotation, molecular function: cysteine-type endopeptidase activity. The record is from RefSeq and is a predicted model, not a curated record. Gene Ontology annotation, biological process: proteolysis. Lineage: Eukaryota; Fungi; Ascomycota; Eurotiomycetes; Eurotiales; Aspergillaceae.